AUGAAACGACAUUUGCCACCAGCGUCGAAUUCAACUUCAAAUAGCAAUUCAAUGAUAACAAGUACAUUGAGCAAACUUCUAGUACGAAAACUAACAUUUCGUUCGUCGACAUCCAAUCUCUCUCGAAGCACGCAUGAAUUGAACAGUUAUCAUGAACAACAGGGUUCUUCAAUAACACCACUGAAUCAACAAACAUCGAUGGGGCAAAAUCAGCAACAAAAGAAUAUUAUUUCUCAACAGAAUAUUCAAUUAAUUGAACAAAUUGGUGAAGGAGAAUUCGGCACUGUUUUCAAAGCAUUUUGGAAAAGCAAACAGAAUGAAUUAUUAACCGUCGCUGUGAAACGUUUACAUAAAUUUGAACAAGCAUUUGGUCUUGAUGACCUACUAAAAGAAAUCUGUGUCCUACAAGAUACCGAACACGCACAUAUCGUUCAAUUCUUUGGCAUUGUUAUCCAAGCAGAUGGGUUAUUUAUGUUGGUAACUGAAUACGCUCAUUCACGAUCGUUGUAUGAGUGUUUAUUAUUAAAAAACGCUAAGUGUGAAUACACAAUCGAAAUUCUAUUAGAAUUUCUUCGACAAAUCUCCACGGCGAUGAAUUAUUUAGAAAAGAAAUAUCUCAUUCAUCGAGAUUUAGCCAGUCGAAACAUCUUGGUCUUCAGUAAAACACUGGUUAAACUUUCCGAUUUCGGUCUUUCGCGUCUGUGUUGUUCAGAAACUGAUUAUUACAAAACAUCAUGGAAGGAUACAUUACGAUUGCCGAUAGCAUGGAUGAGCCCAGAAGCAAUUAAUUUCCUACGAUUCACAAGCGCAUCGGAUAUGUUUUCUUUUGGUGUAUGUAUGUGGGAAUGCUUUAGCUACGGUGAAAUGCCAUGGCAAGGAAUGACAAGUGCUGAAAUUGUCAAUGCUAUCGACGCACCCAAUUAUCAACGAUUACCCCGUCCUUCUUACGCUACAACAGAGUUAUAUCAAAUAAUGCUUCAUUGUUGGAAGCAUGAACCCUCUGAACGACCUACAUUUGCACAAUUAGAAAAAACUCUACGCGAAAUUGAAAUCAAAAAAGUUCGAUGGAAAGAUACCAAUGGCAAACCAACCAAUUUACCCGACGGUUUUCUUUCCGUAGAAUCCUGUCUGCUUGGACCAUUGACAAUUCUCGAUCGCUGUCUUAACGUUCCCAUAUCAUCGUCAUCGGUCAAUAAUUUUCUCCAGUGCGUAUCUGCAGACGGUCAAGUCGGUUUCGUUAAUAAUAGUGAUGUUGAGCCAUUACAUGUUAUUUCAAUAUCAAAACCACUGAUUUCGACACCUAAUCAUCCUAAUUCAACGUCAUUCACAAUGAGUAAUUUAUUUCAUCGCAAAACAGACACGAAAAAGAAUGUUGGAAAAACAAAAGGCAAACAAUUAUCAAAAGAUAUGAUUGGUCUGCCUCAAGCUGAUUUCAUUCAUGCAUUUCAUAUUGGAGUAUCAGGUGAAACAUUUGGUGAUGUGACUUGUCUUGCUGGAGUGGAGAAAACCGAUUUAAUUAAGAUACCUAUUGAAAGAAGUCCAUCGACUGUUAAUGGUAAUUGUUCAAAUAUCGGCAUAGGCUGCAUACUUGACUUUCCCUCUUGUUUCUUUCUAUUUCAUUGUAAAGAAUUUGAAUCAAAUUAUAAACAGCCUAUUCUUACUCCUGAACAGCAAGAAGAAGAAGAAGAAGUAGCGAUACUUUCUGUUGAACAGCGAACGGAGGAAAUCGCACCUUCAUCAUUACUGGAUGAAGUAUUACAAGCGUUUACAGAAAUUUAUUCUGAACCUGAUACACCUCCACGUUUAACAGUAGAUCAUACUUCAAUAAAACCACCACCAAAACCUGAACGAAGUGAACCAACCUCUCCAAAAUCUCCGACGAUUGAUUUGAAAUUAUCAGCAGUGCCUUUGACAAAAAUCGACUUUAAUCAAUCUCCAUUGGAAAUCGUGACAGAUUCGAACAGUCGAUCACCUAUUCAUACUCGUCUACCAUCUAAAUCUCCAUUAAAAAAAUCGAAUGAAGAAACUUGUCGAUUCACACGUGAACUCGAACAACGUCUACAAAAUGGUGACAUAAGCGAAGAAGCAAAACAUGCUUACAAUCUAUUAGUAAAUGGUCAUACAGACAGUUCAUCAUUAAUACACGAACAAGAUUCACACUCAACAAGCAAUGGUGAUUUAUCGUCAAAUAAUCACGAACCAUCAAAUGAUAUUGUCCAUCAUACAAAACAAUCACCUACACAGCCGCAUGCACCUAUAGCAUUAUUUGGCUCAUCAUCUUCAUCAUCAUCGACGAGUAUAUCAACAAGUUCAGCUAGUAAUCAUACACAAUCAAAUACAUCAUCAUCAUCUAAUCAACAAAAAUCUGACCGACAUUCGCAUUAUUCAUCAACAUCAACUGAUAAUGAUAUUAGUAUUGAUCUAAAAACGCAAACAGAAUUAUCUCCAUUGAAACUUCUUCGAAAUAAUUGUAAUCCAACUCAUUUCAUGUCGAAAUCCAUACGUCAACAAACAUCAACAAAUGAAAUCAAUUCAUCAAAUCAUUCGCCUGUCUCAUCAGCAUCGAAUACAUUAAGUAACUUAUCGUCCACAUCGCCCGUAUUCGAUCAUCACAGUGCUCUGCCAGUAGCUUCACAUUCAUCUUCAUCAUCCAAUCUCGACGAUAAUCGUUCCUUGUCGAGUUUAUACUCUCGUUCAUUGUCAACGACCAAAAGUGAACAACAAUCGAUCACCGGACAGCCUUUACCACCUCCACCAGAUCUCUCGAGUUUAGGCAGUAAACUAACAACAGCAACAAUGACCCAUACAUUGAAAAUACCUGCGCCAUUGACGUCGUCGAAUACAUUUCGAUCGAAAAAACGAUUCAAUCUGUUUACUUGA
Messenger RNA from Adineta ricciae, 2880 nucleotides. NCBI's taxonomy places the organism in Eukaryota, Metazoa, Rotifera, Eurotatoria, Adinetida, Adinetidae. The record is from the annotation of a GenBank genome assembly.